GCUGGACUAUUCACGGACAUCCAUUUCUUUCACUUUCCUCGAUGACAUCGAGCCACCUCUGCAGUGUCAGCCGAAUGACUGUCAACCAACCGCCACGGGCAUUUAUGCGGGUGUGACGAUCUCUCAAGUGGAGAUCAUCAUUGACCCUGACACCUUCAACGCUCCUGCUGCCAAAUUGCGUGUCGUUUUCGACGCAGUAGACAGAGCCGGUGCAAAUGCUGGCCAGUGCAGAUAUGGGAACUUUGCGUACGGAGCACAUUCUGCGACCGUGAACCAGCCAUGGUCGGGUGUUGGCGCAUCCACAAUCACGCUAG
This is a messenger RNA of Symbiodinium pilosum, 314 nucleotides long. NCBI's taxonomy places the organism in Eukaryota, Dinophyceae, Suessiales, Symbiodiniaceae. The record is from the annotation of a GenBank genome assembly.